AUGGGUAGUUCGCCAUCUUCAUUCUCAAAUUUUGAAGCAACAAUUCAAAUAAAAGACGGAAUAACAUUUCGAAUAUCAUAUGCCGAUUUGGUUGAUCAUGUUUUGUUACUUCGAAAAGUUAUUUCACAUCCAGAAAUGACAGAACAAGGGGCUGAAUUAGAUUAUUUUAUUCAAGAUUAUUGUAAACGAAUGGCACAACAGGAAAUGAUAAGUAAAAAACAACAAUUAAAACUUCCAUGGCAAACUGAAUGGAUUUGGCACGUGCAUCGUCUACAUCCAAUAGCUUAUUUCAAUGAUUGUACAAAACAACUACAAGUUUUUACAUCAAUAAAAAAUGACUCAUCGUUUGUACCAUCCAUUGAUUUAACACAAGCUGUUAUUCGUCAACGGGAUUUUCUACAAAACUUUCAAAAACAUGAUCUAUAUGAACGAAGUUUUAAACAACAAAAUCUUUCAUAUUUCGAACAGUUAGUACAAAAUUAUGUUUUGUUUCUCAAAUUAGCACGAGAAAAUGAAAUGAUUGUACCAACAUUUGACAUUGAUAUAAUUUGGCAUUCACAUAUGAGACGUCCAGUACAUUAUCGUACAGUUUCAAAAGCUUUAUGUGGAUUUAUUCUCGAUCAUGAUGAUGCAAUCGAACAAAAUAUCCUAUCAAAUAGUUAUCAGAAAACGGCUGAGCGAUGGAAACAGACAUACAAUACAGAUUAUGGCCAUAAUAUUGAUCGAAAAAAUAUCGAAGCAUCACUAUAUGUCAGUUCAUGUGCAGCAGUUGGGAGUGGAUGGGAUUCUAUUUGUGCUGGUGGAGGCGGCUGUGGUGGUGAUGGAGAAGGAGGUGGAUGUGGCGAAGAUUGCGAGGACUAA
This is a messenger RNA of Adineta steineri, 861 nucleotides long. The record is from the annotation of a GenBank genome assembly. Lineage: Eukaryota; Metazoa; Rotifera; Eurotatoria; Adinetida; Adinetidae.